Centrocercus urophasianus (Greater sage-grouse) is the source of this 2929-nucleotide messenger RNA. RefSeq names its product paxillin (gene PXN). Lineage: Eukaryota; Metazoa; Chordata; Aves; Galliformes; Phasianidae. Gene Ontology annotation, biological process: endothelial cell migration; substrate adhesion-dependent cell spreading; transforming growth factor beta receptor signaling pathway. The record is from RefSeq and is a predicted model, not a curated record. The transcript has 11 exons. The coding region runs from base 174 to 1847 and encodes 557 amino acids.
UGCCUUUCACUGUGGAAUCCACCAGCUGCUCUUUUGCUUAAAAAGAAGAUCAAACUCAUUCUUACCCAGCUGCAGCAAGCUGUAUCCCUUAGGAGAAUCUGCUCCUGGGCUAUUUUGGUCCCUCUGGGAGGACGCCUUUGGUUGAAAUGAUUUUGGAGCAUCUUUCUGGCUAAAUGAAAGACGCCUUACUGGCAGACCUGGAAUCCACCACCUCGCAUAUCUCUAAGCGACCAGUGUUUCUAACAGAGGAAACGCCUUACUCCUACCCAACUGGAAACCACACGUACCAGGAGAUUGCUGUGCCACCACCGGUGCCUCCGCCGCCUUCCAGUGAGGCCCUAAAUGGCACUGUGAUUGACCCCUUGGACCAGUGGCAGCCCAGCGUAUCCAGAUACGCCCACCAGCAACCUCAGUCCCAGUCUCCGAUAUACAGCUCUAGUGCCAAAAGCUCCAGUGCCUCUGCUCCUAGAGACGGGCUCAGCUCCCCUUCUCCCCGUGCCAGUGAGGAGGAACACGUCUACAGCUUCCCAAACAAGCAGAAGUCUGCAGAACCAUCUCCCACCAUGACCAGCACCUCUCUGGGCAGCAACCUCUCGGAACUAGACAGGCUUCUCCUGGAACUGAAUGCUGUUCAACAUAAUCCCUCCAGUGGCUUCCCAGCAGAUGAAGUCAGCAGAAGCCCAUCACUGCCCAACGUGACCGGACCUCACUAUGUCGUCCCAGAGAGCAGCAGCUCUGCAGGGGGGAAGGCUGCACCCCCUACAAAAGAAAAACCAAAGCGAAAUGGUGGGCGUGGGAUCGAAGAUGUGCGUCCCAGUGUGGAGAGCCUGCUGGAUGAGUUGGAGAGCUCUGUGCCAAGCCCAGUCCCUGCAAUCACUGUGAGCCAAGGGGAGGUGAGCAGCCCCCAGCGUGUCACCGCCAGUCAGCAGCAGACCCGUAUCUCUGCUUCUUCAGCCACACGAGAACUGGAUGAGCUGAUGGCGUCCCUCUCUGACUUUAAGUUCAUGGCACAGGGGAAGGCCGGCGGCAGCAGCUCCCCACCAUCCACCACCCCCAAGCUUGGCAGUCAGCUGGACACCAUGCUGGGAAGCCUGCAGUCUGACCUGAACAAACUGGGGGUAGCAACAGUUGCCAAGGGUGUGUGCGGAGCCUGCAAGAAGCCGAUUGCUGGGCAGGUAGUUACAGCCAUGGGGAAAACCUGGCACCCUGAGCACUUUGUCUGCACCCACUGCCAGGAGGAGAUCGGGUCACGGAACUUCUUUGAGCGGGAUGGGCAGCCCUACUGCGAGAAGGACUAUCACAACCUCUUCUCUCCUCGCUGCUACUACUGCAAUGGGCCAAUCCUUGAUAAAGUGGUGACGGCUUUGGACAGGACGUGGCACCCUGAACACUUUUUCUGUGCCCAGUGUGGAGUUUUCUUUGGACCUGAAGGAUUUCAUGAGAAGGAUGGCAAAGCCUAUUGCCGCAAGGAUUACUUUGACAUGUUUGCUCCCAAGUGUGGAGGCUGUGCCCGGGCUAUCCUGGAAAAUUACAUUUCUGCCUUAAACACCCUGUGGCAUCCUGAGUGCUUUGUCUGCCGGGAAUGUUUCACACCAUUCAUCAACGGCAGCUUCUUCGAGCACGACGGGCAGCCCUACUGUGAGGUGCAUUACCACGAGCGCCGCGGCUCGCUGUGCUCUGGCUGCCAGAAGCCCAUCACGGGACGCUGCAUCACUGCCAUGGGCAAGAAAUUUCACCCCGAACACUUUGUCUGUGCCUUCUGCCUCAAGCAGCUCAACAAAGGAACCUUCAAAGAACAGAACGACAAGCCCUACUGUCAGAACUGCUUUCUCAAACUCUUCUGUUAAAGGCAUCAUAGAUGGGAGCUAAGCAUCUUUCUGCCGCCCCUUGUGGCAGUUCUGUCUCUUUGAACAUUACUGUGAUUUAGAAACCUUACCAGGCAGGGGAGGGGGCGGGUGGCAGUGCUCAGUGCUGCUGCAGAGAGGCAGUAGAUCCAGAGAUGAGACGGACCAUUAAACUGGAAAUGCCCUUGCUGUGUCUCAGUAGAGAGAGGCUCGGUCCCCUCAUUACGGUGUAUCUGUGUAUGACUGACAGCUGAGCUUAGCCCCAGGGCUCCACGGGGAGGCUGUCCUCAGCCCCUGCUGCCUGUGUCAGCUCUGCAUGCAGGAUUCUGCCUGUGUCAGCUCUGGGCAAACCCUGACACUUGCAGACAGCAGUUUUGACACCUGGCACAGCGAGGGCACCCCGUGAUCUCAGCAGCACCCUGCCUCUGCUCCUAGAGCCACGUGGCAUGUGUGACUUACAGACCAGAGCCUCAGCACAGGCUGCCACGGCCCUGCAAGGGUCUCUCCAGUUCCAUUACACUGUAAGGAGUUGAUACCACUUUUUGUUGUUGUUUUAAGAGGAAUGAAGGUGUUACUCUGUGGGUUCUUCCUGGUUUGUUACUCCGUGCCUCUUCUCAGCACGUGGAAGCAGUGGGUGCUGUCCCCCUUCAGAAGCGUUGGUGCAGGCAGUCAGAGCGCAGCACUGCUGCCCAUCCCCAGCAGGAGUGCAGGCUGUGUCCCACUGUCAGGACCCGAGCUCCUCCCAAGGGAGGGGGGGAAGAAGCGGAGGGGUUUAAGAAGCCAGGAAACAAACCAAGUCCUAACUUUCUCUUUCUUCUUCCUCUCUUUGCUAACGAGAGCUGCCAGCCUUCGGCCCUUCCCCUCUCUGCUCCCGUCCCACGUGUGCUACUAAGAGAUGCUACAGCAAUAACUUUUAUACUGACUGUUCUGCCAAACCCCGGGCGGGCUCUGCGACACGCCCGGUUUUACUAUGGGAACGAAUACUGUAUCCUGUCUUUGAUAAGAUUUCUACACUGAUUUUCGAAUUCGUAUCUAAUUUGCUUUUAAUCCUCUUAUACAGAAAUUGGUUUUGAAGUGAUUUUAAA